Molecule: messenger RNA, 2801 nt
Organism: Syngnathoides biaculeatus (alligator pipefish)
Lineage: Eukaryota; Metazoa; Chordata; Actinopteri; Syngnathiformes; Syngnathidae
Gene: shoc2
Product: SHOC2 leucine rich repeat scaffold protein
Exons: 9
Coding region: 407-2155 (582 amino acids)
Molecular function (GO): protein binding
Source: RefSeq, a predicted model, not a curated record
GCGGAGCACCAGUGUUGGGUGGAAAAAGAAGAGGAAGCAGCAGCGAGGAUGGCGGAGUCACUCCUCUGAAGAAGGGGAUUAACAAGACUUUGAUGAUCCUUUGAGCCUCAAGGAAUUCCAGAAGUUUUACCUAAGAGUCACAUGGUUCUAUACAGCUUCAAUGCUUAAGCAUGUGGCCCACAAAUCCCAUGGUCCAGAGUCUUCAACGGAUUUUUUACUCAGUGACAUUUUAGCAAAAAAACAUUUGAAAAGUGUUACAAAAUCUCAAGGAGAAUCAGAACCGUGUGGUCCUGCAGAGAUGUUUUCUGUAAAAGCCUGUUCACCUGUGUGUGUCAAUCUUUUUCCUAAAUAAGUAACCUAACAAGUAACUCAUGAGCAACCAUACAAGACACCCGAUAACGUCGACAUGAGUAGUACUUUAGGCAAAGAAAAAGAUUCAAAAGAAAAGGACCCUAAAAGUGGAUCGGGAGGCAAAGAAAGGGAAAAGGAAGCCAAGGCUCUUGCAGGCCUAGCAAAGGAUGGGGGCAAAGAAACUAAGACCAAAGGGAAAGAAACCAAAGAUGGAAAGAAGGACACCAGCAGCUCAACACCGGGUGUUGCUUUCUCCGUUGACAAUACGAUAAAGCGGCCAAACCCAGCACCAGGAACACGCAAGAAGUCCAGCAAUGCCGAGGUGAUUAAGGAGCUUAACAAGUGCCGGGAGGAAAAUUCCAUGAGAUUGGAUCUCUCAAAACGGUCUAUUCACAUGCUGCCCACCUCCAUCAAGGAGCUGACACAGCUGUCUGAACUCUACCUAUACAGCAACAAGUUGCAGAGCCUACCACCUGAGGUGGGUUGCCUCUCAGGCCUGCUCACAUUGGCCUUGAGCGAAAACUCCUUAACCAGCUUGCCCGACUCACUGGACUCCCUAAAGAAGCUUCACAUGCUUGAUCUCCGGCACAACAAGCUGAGGGAGAUCCCGCCAGUAGUCUACCGAUUGACAUCGCUGGCCACGCUCUACCUACGCUUCAACCGCAUCACCACAGUAGAAAAAGACAUCCGUAACCUAUCCAAGCUCAAAAUGCUCAGCAUCCGAGAGAACAAGAUAAAGCAGCUUCCUGCAGAGAUAGGGGAACUUCGAAUCCUUAUUACUCUGGAUGUUGCCCAUAAUCAGUUGGAGCACUUACCGAAGGAGAUUGGGAAUUGCACACAAAUAACCAACCUAGACUUGCAGCACAAUGAGCUUUUAGACCUCCCAGAGACUAUAGGAAAUCUUGCCAGCAUAAACCGCUUGGGUCUGAGAUACAAUAGAUUAUCAGCCAUUCCCAGAUCAUUAGCCAAAUGUCGAGAACUGGAAGAGUUAAAUCUUGAAAACAAUAACAUUUCAGUGUUACCAGAGGGUCUCCUGUCAAGUUUGGUCAACCUCACCAGCCUGACACUCGCAAGAAACUGCUUCCAGUCAUACCCUGUGGGUGGACCAUCCCAAUUUUCAACCAUCUAUUCGCUCAAUAUGGAGCACAACCGCAUAAACAAGAUCCCCUUUGGAAUCUUCUUCAGGGCCAAAGUUUUAAGCAAGCUUAACAUGAAGGACAACCAAUUAACUUCUCUGCCGUUGGACUUUGGCACAUGGACCAGCAUGGUGGAGCUUAAUCUUGCCACCAAUCAACUGACAAAAAUCCCAGAAGAUGUCUGCGGUCUGGUGUCUCUCGAGGUGUUAAUUUUGUCCAAUAAUCUUCUGAAAAAGUUACCGCAUGGUAUCGGCAAUUUGAGAAAGCUUCGGGAGCUUGACUUGGAGGAAAACAAGUUGGAAUGUCUCCCCAAUGAAAUAGCGUAUCUCAAGGAUUUACAGAAAUUGGUGUUGACAAAUAACCAGCUGACAACAUUACCCAGAGGCAUUGGCCACCUCACCAACUUGACUCAUCUGGGUUUGGGGGAGAACCUGCUGCAACAUCUUCCCGAGGAGAUUGGCACACUGGAGAACCUGGAGGAAUUGUACCUCAAUGACAACCCCAAUCUACACAGCCUGCCCUUUGAGCUGGCCCUGUGCAGCAAGUUGUCCAUCAUGAGCAUUGAAAACUGUCCUCUCAGCCACCUACCGCCCCAGAUUGUGGUUGGGGGGCCCUCCUUCAUCAUCCAGUUCCUCAAGAUGCAGGGACCUUACCGUGCCAUGGUCUGAGGACCAGCCCUCCCUCAUACCUGCUUGCCCAUCCCGUUGUGUGUGUGUGUGUCAUCCACUGUAAAGUCAGCCACCUCCCACCAUCGGUGUCGAGAGGAAAGUGGAGGAGGAGAUGGAUGGCAAAUAGAGAAAAGGGACUAUUUUUCUCUCCAUCGUUGGGGCAGACACACGGACACACAUUCGAGACUGCAUUGCUCCACUUCAUUACGGUCUUUCACGGACCCUCAUCACCCCACGCUCAUCUUCCCAUUUCAAAUCGUACAGGAGGAAAAAAUUCCAAACUCUUUGCCAAAACUGAAGAUAUACGAAUUUCUAUAUUGAGUAACUGUGAGCUAAGUGGCAAGUCUUUUAAUCAUAUAAACCGUGCUCCCAUUGCCAAUGUAUUUACAGUAAUUAAAAGCAUCUGCUAUGUGAGCGAGGAUACAGCUAUAUGCAAAAAAAAAAAAAAAAAAAAAAAGUCUUUGGAUCGUCACAUUUACUGCUGCUGCCAUAAUUUAAAGGUGUCAUUCUUCUUUUGAUGUUUUCACUUCUGACAUAAACCUCGCUCUCUUGAGAUGUUAAUUGCUUCUUGACCACAGAGAACAAAGGUCUAAUGAUGGUGUGUUUAUACUUUUUUUGUACUUCCUUUUGUUUUAUUUUUUUGUUU